Messenger RNA from Helobdella robusta, 609 nucleotides. RefSeq lists its product as hypothetical. NCBI's taxonomy places the organism in Eukaryota, Metazoa, Annelida, Clitellata, Rhynchobdellida, Glossiphoniidae. The transcript has 3 exons. Bases 1 to 609 code for a protein of 202 amino acids. The record is from RefSeq and is a predicted model, not a curated record.
AUGGCCAGACCGAUCCGUCCUCGUUGGGUUUUUGGCGGAAUUGAUUCUGUAACCAAAGAGGCUUUUUUAGUGGAAGUUGAUAGAAGGGAUGCAACCGAGUUGCUACCUAUUAUUAGAGACCAUGUACUACCUGGUGAUAACGUUGACAACUGCGCUAGUAAAAAAUCUUGGGCCGACAGAACCGCUAAAUGCUACACGUCGCAAACUUCAAAACAAAUGAAAACCUACGGUACUGGCAUCAGCUGUCCAUUGAAAGCGUCGAAAAUAAUAGAGGAAAAAAUUUCCUAUUAUAUCGGAAAUGUCAGUACAUGCAACAAAAAUAUAAUUGAGGACCAUCUGAAACAAAACAACAUUGCUUUUCUACAAUGCUUUCCUGUACUCCGUAAGAAAAAUCCGGAUGAUCCGUUGGUAGAGAGAAGUCAAACAACGGAAUCGACGGCUUUCAAAAUUAUAAUACCUUUGAAUGAACGUGAAAAACUGGUUAAUCCUGACAUAUGGCCCAUGCACACGUUCUUGCGUGAGUGGGCUUACAACAUGUCAGCAAGUAAGAAGAAAAAUGGAAACUUUCGGCCAACAACAAUCAACAUCAAUCAUGGAGGCAACAACUGA